Messenger RNA from Cynoglossus semilaevis (tongue sole), 846 nucleotides. RefSeq names its product nidogen-1-like. The record is from RefSeq and is a predicted model, not a curated record. Gene Ontology annotation, cellular component: plasma membrane. Gene Ontology annotation, biological process: canonical Wnt signaling pathway. The annotation marks the transcript as partial. Gene Ontology annotation, molecular function: Wnt receptor activity; Wnt-protein binding. The transcript is spliced from 4 exons. Lineage: Eukaryota; Metazoa; Chordata; Actinopteri; Pleuronectiformes; Cynoglossidae.
UGGUUUUGGUUUGUUUCCCAGGAAAACCACAGAGGAUGAAUGGUAAACUACAUGGAAAAGUCCACGUGGGCAGAUCUCCUUCAGCUGUGGAGUUCAGCAGCAACGAUCUCCACUCGUAUGUUGUCGCAAACGAUGGCCGAUCCUACGUGGCCAUCAGCGACAUCCCACAUUCCGUCGGGCCCUCACUGCAGCCCCUGUCGGCCCUCGGUGGUGCAAUCGGAUGGGCCUUCGCCCUGGAGCAGCCAGGCUUCAAGAAUGGCUUCAGUAUUGUUGGGGGGGAGUUCACACGGCAGGCAGAGGUGACCUUUCUGCCAGAGAAUGAGAAGCUGACCAUCAAGCAGGAGUUCAAAGGUAUUGAUGAACAUGACCACCUGGUUGUGAGCACUACCCUGAACGGUCGGGUCCCCGAGGUCCCUGAAGGAGCCACAGUGCAAGUCAACCCUUUUUCGGAGAUCUACCAGUACAGCAACAACUUGAUCACAUCCUCCUCCACCCGGGACUACAUUGUGAACCUGCCUGACGGAUCCACCGACACCAGGACGUAUCAGUGGCGUCAGACCAUCUCCUUCCAGAGCUGCCAGCACGACGAGUCCUACAGAGACAUGAAACCGACCCAGAUGCUCAACGUGGACCAGAUAUUUGUCAUGUAUGACUCCAGUAAUGAGCUCAUCCGGUUUGCCAUGAGCAACAAAAUCGGGGACAUCAACGGCGGGCAGCCAGAAGAAAACCCCUGUUUCACAGGAAGACAUGGAUGUGACACAAACGCUGUUUGCAGACCAGGAGACGGAAACCAGUUUACUUGCCAGUGUGCUGCUGGUUUUAAUGGUGAUGGCCGUGUAUGUUCUG